AUGGCUAGACGAGGUCAGCCUCUCACAGCCUCGAAUCAACUACCCCUCCCACCACAGGUCUUCUACCAUAAAGGUGCGGACAUUCGCGUGCCGAUACGUAGUUCUCAUGAGGAGUGCAAUCCUGUGGUUAUGCUGCGGGUUGAAGUAGAGAGAUGGACCCUCGUUCAGUUUUAUGCUACUUCUCUGGAGGGACCGGAAGAAUCGCAAUUUGAUGAAAACUACCUUAUUGAAUUCAAUGUGAUCGGCGAAUUUGAUAAGAUCAACUAUCUUUCCGUACCGGGGAAAGGAAUUACAGCUCCUAUCGAAGUCAUUACCAGCGAGAUCUCGAUGAACCACCCCGAUGAAAAGGUCAAGACGAUAGCGAGACUGAUAAAAAAAGAGCGCCGGUAA
Molecule: messenger RNA, 390 nt
Organism: Perkinsus marinus ATCC 50983
Lineage: Eukaryota; Perkinsozoa; Perkinsida; Perkinsidae
Exons: 2
Coding region: 1-390 (129 amino acids)
Source: RefSeq, a predicted model, not a curated record